This is a messenger RNA of Acytostelium subglobosum LB1, 2943 nucleotides long. RefSeq lists its product as hypothetical. Gene Ontology annotation, molecular function: cysteine-type deubiquitinase activity; cysteine-type endopeptidase activity. The transcript has 3 exons. Gene Ontology annotation, biological process: protein deubiquitination. The coding region runs from base 1 to 2943 and encodes 980 amino acids. Lineage: Eukaryota; Evosea; Eumycetozoa; Acytosteliales; Acytosteliaceae. Gene Ontology annotation, cellular component: cytosol; nucleus. The record is from RefSeq and is a predicted model, not a curated record.
AUGAGUAUAGGUUCAUCAAAGGAUAAGAAGAAGAAGCAAGCCAAGCAGAAGGAAGCAUUAGCACUUCUAAAGCAACAACAGGAUAAGAAGGAUAAGAGAGAUAAGAAUACAAAGAGUACAAAGAGUGAUACUUCUUCAUCUGCUUCAUCUUCCAAUAACAAGGGUGACCAACAGGUCAUCAUUGAGAUUGAUGAUAAGGGCACGACACUCACACUCAAGUUGUUCGAUGGAGCAUAUAUAUGCACUGGAUGUCUGAGUCAAUAUCAUCUUGGACAAAAGAAGAAGAGCGGUUUGACGAAUGUCAAUGUUUCAAAGCUGAAGUUGGAGUGCUCGAUGUGUGGCACCGCUGAGCAUUCACUUGCAGAGGAGCGCAGGAAGGAGACAUCAGAGUUGCAAAGGGUAUCAAAGAACUCAAUUGGCAGCGGCGUCAAGGGUCUUUCAAACUUGGGCAACACAUGCUUCUUCAACUCAAUUAUGCAGAAUCUGACACAUGUCAAUGCAUUGCGCGAUGCACUUCUUGUACUCCCUGGCUCAUCGGACAGCAGCGUGCGCUGCACCGAGGCACUCACAAUGGAGAUGCACUACUUCAUGAUCAAGAUGUACAAGUUGCACACCCCUCACAUCUCCCCAAGUGCAUUGUUCUCAGUUGUUAGCAAGAAAUCACCAAGAUUCCUUGGAUUCAAACAGCAGGAUGCACACGAGUUACUGCGUUGCUUGUUGGACAUUCUGAUAUCUGAGGAACAAGUGUCCGCCAAGUCCAAGCGCGAUCCAACAUACAUUGACAAAAUCUUUGGUGGACGCCUGAUCAGCGUGAUCACAUGCUUCCAUUGUGGAAAUGUUUCAAAGACAUACGAGCCCUUCCUUGAUCUGUCAUUGCCAUUGCCAAGCGGCCCGGCAUCAUCGGCACACUCUGGUGCACUGCCUCACGUUGUCAAUCGUGUUAUCAAGCAACACUCACCUCUUGACGAUCUGCCGCCUUAUGAUGAGGAUGACAAAGAAGAUGCAUCAUCGUCAACAACAGUACCAAACGGACCACGUGGUCCACGUGUUUCAAAGCAUCAAGCCAAGAAACAGCGUGCAAAGGAGAGGAAGGAGCAAGAGCGUUUGGCCCAAGAGAUGGCCACUGAAGACGAUAUGGUCAUGGGAUCUCUGGUGGACGUAGAUGAAGUGGAGAUCAGUAGGAUCGUCGAACAACAACUGAGUCUUGACAUUGCAAACAAGGCAGAUCCAUCAGCCACAACACAAGACCAAACAGAGUCUGACCAAUCAGCGCCUUCCCAGACUCAGGAUGGUGCUGACAUCAGUGCACCCAGGGUCGUUGACGACAAAGAUGUUGUGGCUAAGGAGCACACAUCUGAUAACACUGCAGUACCAGCACCCGAGCCCACACCUGCAUCCACUAAGGUCGAGCCAGCUGUAUCAACUCCAUCCCCACCAGCAUCUCCGAUAGUUGGACCUACUUCUCCAGUCGACUUGUCUGUGUCGACAGAAUUUGAAUUGUUGAACAACUCUGGCACACAUCCAACCACUCCCACCGUCACCACGACCAAGGACAUCGAUACCUCAUUCCACAGCGAGCAACAACUCUCAACGUACAACCUAAUCGAGAACUACGAGUGCACAGAGGACCCCGAGCCUCUUAUGGACGAGCAACAAGCUCAGAAGAUUGUGAAGGAGUUUGUCAAGCUGGGCAAGGAGUCGUCGUCAUCAUCGGACAAGGAUGUACAGGUUAAUGCCAUUGAUUUGAGACAGAACGUGCCAUCCGAGGCAAGAUCACUGGACACUCUGCUGUCCUGUCUGAUGCAGUUCACAAAUCCAGACAAGCUGGAGGGCGAGAAUGGAUUCAUUUGCUCGCGUUGCACUUCACAUGCCAAGAAUGCCAAACUCAACAACAGCAGCAACAGCAUAACAAUUGAAGAUAUUGGUGUCAGCACCAGUGUUAUCAUACCAGAGUAUGACUCCUCAGUCAUCCUUGACAGGAAGGAUCAAGUCCUUGAGCCACUGGUCGAUGAACAAAAGGUCGACAAUGUCCAGACUAUCGACAACAUCCCCACCGUGUCAAGUAUCGAGACAACUGUCAAUGAUGGCCUCACAGUCACAGCUCAGCCAGAGGCUCAAGUCGAUGCCAUUCCUGAGGCCCAGCCCGUUGCAGUACCAAUCACUCCAGCAUCACCCUUGACAUCACCAACAUCGCCAGAGACUGCCGAGGACGCAAAGCCAGCCGCAGGAAAGAAGAAGAAGAAUAAGAAGAAGAAGUCAACCGAUGUUACAACACCAACAACAGCGACAACAACAAAAAAGAAGCAGCAGGAGGAGGAGGUGGUAAGAAGGAAUGCCAGCAAGCAGUACCUCCUGGCCAACACCCCGCCCUACCUGACAAUUCACCUCAAGAGGUUCAUGCAGGUGCGAAAUGGAUUCCAGAAGAAUGGAAAGCACAUAACGUACCCUCUUACUCUUGACCUGACAGCGUUUACCGAUCAAUCACACGAUUCCGACCAGUACCGUUACCGACUCAAUGGUAUUGUGGAACACAGUGGUGGCAUGGGCAGUGGCCACUACGUCGCCUACGUCUACGACGACUCGCAGGACAGGUGGUACUACGUGUCGGACAGCACAUACCGUCAUUGUUCCCUUAGCGAUGUAUUACAGAGCCAGGCCUAUAUCUUGUUCUACAAGCGAGAGAGCAUUUCUACAAACCACAACAACAGCAGCAGCAACAACAGUGCAUCUGUUGUUGACAAUGGUUCCAGCAACAGCAACAGCAACAGCAACAAUGAUGACAGCGUUGCAGAGGAUACUAUAAAGGAUACAGAGGACCAGAUGGCGAGUACAACAACGACAGAUGAUACUGAGGAUGAGACAGACAAGCAACAACCAGCUACCAGCACCAGCCAAUUGGACGAACAACCAACAAUUACCAAUAAUAUUAAUAACAAUGAAUAA